Molecule: messenger RNA, 3879 nt
Organism: Propithecus coquereli (Coquerel's sifaka)
Lineage: Eukaryota; Metazoa; Chordata; Mammalia; Primates; Indriidae
Gene: C2CD5
Product: C2 calcium-dependent domain containing 5
Exons: 26
Coding region: 225-3293 (1022 amino acids)
Biological process (GO): positive regulation of D-glucose transmembrane transport; positive regulation of vesicle fusion; positive regulation of protein targeting to membrane
Cellular component (GO): plasma membrane
Molecular function (GO): calcium ion binding; calcium-dependent phospholipid binding
Source: RefSeq, a predicted model, not a curated record
GAGAGCCGCCAUUUUGGGGGGAGGAGAAACACAAGCAGGUGCGGCAGAGACUCAACGCGAUGCUGACUGGGUUUUGCUUCUCUUUCCAGCACUGUGGGGUCAGAGGAGAAGAACCCAUCGGGCUCCUUACUCCGGCUGCCUCUCCGGAAUGAGGCCUCAGCGCCCGCGCGGGACGGCCCCCUUUCUCCUGCGAGAGAGCUCAAGCAGAGGCCGAAGCCGAGACGAUGCCUGGGAAGCUGAAGGUGAAAAUCGUGGCCGGGCGCCAUUUGCCAGUGAUGGACCGUGCUAGUGACCUGACUGAUGCCUUCGUGGAGGUGGAUGAUGAAGACUUACAAGAUGAACCUCUACAGAUCACAGUUCUUGACCAUGAUACUUACAGUGCAAAUGAUGCCAUUGGUAAAGUGUACAUUGAUAUUGACCCUUUACUGUAUAGUGAAGCUGCAACAGUCAUCUCAGGAUGGUUUCCAAUAUAUGACACCAUACAUGGUAUCCGUGGAGAAAUCAAUGUAGUUGUUAAAGUAGACCUCUUCAAUGAUUUAAAUCGGUUUAGGCAGUCAUCAUGUGGAGUCAAAUUCUUUUGCACAACAUCUAUUCCAAAGUGCUAUAGAGCUGUGAUAAUUCAUGGAUUUGUAGAAGAGCUUGUGGUCAAUGAAGACCCAGAAUAUCAAUGGAUUGAUCGAAUUCGCACACCCAGGGCAUCAAAUGAGGCCAGACAGAGACUCAUUUCUCUAAUGUCAGGUGAACUGCAGAGAAAGAUUGGCUUGAAAGUACUUGAAAUGAGAGGAAAUGCAGUUGUUGGGUACUUACAGUGUUUUGAUCUGGAGGGCGAGUCUGGGUUAGUGGUACGAGCCAUAGGAACAGCGUGUACUCUGGAUAAAUUAAGUAGCCCAGCAACAUUCCUUCCUGCAUGUAGUUCCCCAUCUAAAGAUAUGAAGGAGAUUCCCUUCAAUGAAGAUCCCAAUCCCAAUACUCACUCAUCAGGACCCUCAACCCCUCUGAAAAACCAAACUUAUUCCUUUUCACCUUCCAAGUCCUACAGUCGACAAUCCUCUUCUUCUGACACAGAUUUGAGUUUGACACCCAAAACUGGAAUGGGAAGUGGUAGUGCUGGAAAAGAAGGGGGGCCAUUUAAAGCUCUUUUAAGACAACAGACUCAGUCAGCAUUGGAACAGAGGGAAUUUCCAUUUUUUACCUUGACGGCAUUUCCUCCUGGAUUUCUUGUGCAUGUUGGGGGUGUUGUUAGCGCACGUUCUGUGAAGCUUUUGGAUCGUAUCCACAAUCCUGAUGAACCAGAAACUCGAGAUGCAUGGUGGGCAGAAAUCAGACAAGAAAUAAAAUCACAUGCUAAAGCAUUAGGCUGUCAUGCUGUAGUGGGCUACAGUGAAUCAACUAGCAUCUGUGAAGAGGUCUGCAUUUUAUCUGCAUCCGGCACAGCAGCCGUACUGAACCCUAGAUUUCUUCAGGAUGGCACCGUGGAAGGCUGUUUGGAACAGAGGCUUGAAGAAAACUUGCCUACAGGCUGUGGUUUUUGCCAUAUACCAUAUGAUGAACUGAAUAUGCCAUUUCCAGCUCAUCUCACAUAUUGCUAUAACUGUAGGAAACAAAAAGUUCCUGAUGUUCUCUUUACAACUAUAGACCUCCCAACAGAUGCAACAGUUAUUGGAAAAGGUUGUCUUAUUCAAGCAAGGUUAUGUCGCUUAAAAAAGAAAGCACAGGCAGAAGCAAAUGCUACAGCUAUCAGUAAUCUCUUGCCAUUUAUGGAAUAUGAAGUGCAUACUCAGCUAAUGAAUAAACUAAAACUCAAAGGAAUGAAUGCUUUGUUUGGUCUAAGAAUUCAGAUUACAGUGGGUGAAAAUAUGUUGAUGGGCUUAGCGUCUGCCACAGGUGUAUAUUUAGCAGCUUUGCCAACUCCUGGCGGUAUUCAGAUUGCUGGGAAGACUCCUAAUGAUGGCUCAUAUGAACAGCAUAUCUCUCACAUGCAGAAAAAGAUAAAUGACACAAUUGCUAAGAACAAAGAGUUAUAUGAAAUUAAUCCUCCGGAGAUAUCUGAAGAAAUUAUAGGAUCACCCAUCCCAGAACCUAGACAGCGUUCAAGACUUUUAAGAUCUCAAUCAGAAAGUUCUGAUGAAGUUACAGAAUUAGACCUUUCACAUGGGAAAAAAGAUGCUUUUGUUUUGGAGAUUGAUGACACAGAUGCCAUGGAAGAUGUACAUUCUCUACUUACUGAUGUUCCUCCUCCUUCAGGCUUUUAUAGUUGUAAUACAGAAAUUAUGCCUGGUAUAAAUAAUUGGACAUCUGAAAUACAGAUGUUCACUUCAGUAAGAGUAAUCAGAUUAAGCAGCCUUAACCUGACUAAUCAAGCUCUCAAUAAGAACUUUAAUGAUCUCUGUGAAAAUUUGCUCAAGAGCUUGUAUUUUAAACUGCGAUCCAUGAUCCCCUGCUGCCUUUGCCAUGUCAAUUUCACAGUAUCUCUGCCUGAAGAUGAAUUAAUUCAGGUUACAGUCACAGCAGUUGCAAUAACUUUUGACAAAAAUCAGGCUUUACAGACCACAAAAACACAUGUUGAAAAGUCAUUGCAAAGAGCCUCUACAGAUAAUGAAGAACUUCUGCAGUUUCCGCUGGAACUGUGUUCAGAUUCACUUCCUUCUCAUCCUUUUCCACCAGCUAAAGAACACCUGGAGAGUGCAAGUUCUAACUCAGGUAUACCAGCUGCACAGAGAGCAACGUCAGUUGAUUACAGUUCCUUUGCAGACAGAUGCAGCAGCUGGAUAGAGCUCAUUAAACUGAAAGCUCAGACCAUAAGGCGUGGAUCAAUUAAGACAACUGUAACAGUUGAAAAAGCAAGUCCAAUGGGUGAAGGAAAUUUCCGGAAUCGUUCUGCUCCACCUUGUGCAAAUUCCACAGUUGGGGUUGUUAAGAUGACACCUCUUUCUUUUAUUCCUGGAGCAAAAAUAACUAAAUAUCUUGGGAUAAUCAACAUGUUUUUUAUUCGGGAAACCACUUCUCUUCGUGAGGAAGGAGGAGUCAGUGGUUUUCUCCAUGCUUUUAUUGCUGAAGUGUUUGCAAUGGUGAGAGCUCAUGUUGCUGCAUUAGGAGGGAAUGCUGUUGUCUCCUACAUAAUGAAGCAGUGUGUCUUCAUGGAGAAUCCAAAUAAAAACCAGGCACAGUGUCUUAUAAAUGUAAGUGGUGACGCAGUGGUUUUUGUUCGUGAAUCCGAUUUAGAAGUGGUACCAACCCAGCAGCCUGCUGCCAACUGCCACCCAUCAUGUACUGAAGGAGAAGUUACAACCUGAAGAAAAUUAGAAAGAAAGAGCUCAACCAAGUGAAAAUCAUCUGUCUCCAUUGUUGUGUCAUUAAUUGCCUUUGUAGACUUAACAUUGAACUUAAUUUAAGAUAAUUAAGAAAACUGAGUGAUUUGAUUUGUCUGGAGUCUCUUGGAGGCAUAAGAAUUUUCUAAUCUUGAUGCUUGACACUUUGUUUGCCUAGUCUAGAGAGACAGGCCCUUGGAAUCUUCACCAUUCAGUAAGUUAAGGUAAAUUUCUAAGAGAACUGUCUCAAAGAUGGAAGCUAUUUGUAAUUUAUAUUGAUUUUAAUAAAAUCAUAAUUUAAAAGGUGAAAUGGGAAGAUUAUCAAGAAUCUAGGAUAGCGACCCUAGUUUAAUUUAGAAAAACUAAGCAAGGAACCGACAAAUUGUUAAUUAGUAAGCAACCCGAUUUGAGAAAUGUAUGGGGAAAAUGGAGAAACGUUUUUAGAAAAUUAACGUAUGGGUUUCUUAAUGUGUGUUAUGUUGAUGGGGAAUUCAGUAACAACUGAAAGGGAAAAAUGCUUCAGCCAUCAUUUGAAAAGCAGUAAAAAUUCUGCAACUCGUAUCCAUGAUAC